Messenger RNA from Thlaspi arvense, 972 nucleotides. The record is from the annotation of a GenBank genome assembly. Lineage: Eukaryota; Viridiplantae; Streptophyta; Magnoliopsida; Brassicales; Brassicaceae.
AUGGCAGUUGUAUCGUUCAGAAUGUUGACGUGGAAGAACAUGGCGGUUGUUGGUGGGAGUACUAGUUAUGAUCGGAUAACGGAAGUGAAGGAAUUUGACGAAUGGAAAAUCGGUGUCAAACGCCUCUCCGAUUUCGGCAUCACCUCCAUCCCCAAAUUCUUUAUGCAGGCGCCGGAACCUCUCGGACUUCAAAUCCUCCAUGACAUGCUCCACCGUAAUUCCGGUUAUCGUUAUUUCCGGCAAAAAUCCGGCGAAUAUCGCCCUAAGAUCGUGGAGCAAGUCCGAGGGGCUGCGAGGACUUGGGGCUUCUUCCAAAUCAUGAACCACGGCGUGCCAGUGUCGGUUCUGGAUAAGACGAUUGCCGCCGAAAAAGCGUUCCACGAGCUGCCCAUGGAGGUGAAAGCGAAGCACUACGUGCGUGAUGAGGCCGCGGUGUCAUAUAUGGAUGUCGCCGGAGCCGGCGAAGGCGAGAACACUCCGGUUGUGUGUCGGCGGGAGGUGUUGGAAUGGGAUGGGCACGCGAAGAAGGUGGCGGAGGCAGUGAUGGAGCUCCUGUCGGAGGGGUUGGGAUUGGAGAGAGGCAAGUUCAAGGAGCUGACAAUUUCUGACACGAGACUUCUGGGGGCACUGCUAUCCUCACCGUCCCCAGCUGGACCUGACGGUGGGUUGUUACAUCUCAGACUGAUCCUAGAGUAUGUUGCGGGGAGUACAAAAGCGUCCAACACCGCGUGCUGGCCAACUCCCACCGGAAAACUCCGAAUCUCCGUAGUCACUUUCUAUAACCUCCACAAGCGGAGAGGGUCUGGCUACUACGGGCCUUCGCCGGAGCUUUUGUCCCCGGAAAAGCCGGCCAUCUAUCGGGAUUUCACCGCGCAAGAACACCUUGAAAAUUUUUACAGCAUGGAACUGGAUAGCAAGCGUUUUAUAGAUAAAAUCAAACUCCGAGAACUGCUUGCUAGACCUGGUAAUUGA